Molecule: messenger RNA, 1114 nt
Organism: Bursaphelenchus okinawaensis
Lineage: Eukaryota; Metazoa; Nematoda; Chromadorea; Rhabditida; Aphelenchoididae
Source: the annotation of a GenBank genome assembly
AUGCAAACAAACGAGUACGAUAUGUUUUACAGUGAUAUGGCGGAGGUGUGUCUGAAGCGACUGGAAGAGAAGCGCGUCAACUGUCAGCCCAGUUCGUCUUCAGUAGAACGUCCCUUCAAACUUCUGGUGAAGAACGAGGUGUUUACUGUGGACUCAAAGAAGUUGAGUAAACUGUCGCCCAUCUUCGCUUUAAUGUGUUAUGGCCGCGACUUUGAAGGCGGUCGAGAAUUGGCCAGAGAGAUUGUGGAUGAGAACAGCAGCGACAUCGCCACGUUUCUACAGUGUCUACAAGAUCACCACAAAAUAAACGGUAAACAAUACCAUACCACAGUUGUAUAACACAUUCUUAUGCUACAGUAUUGUUAAACAUUGUCAUAAUAUCUACUUUCUAGUCUAUUGCUUUAAAUUUAUCACCUACUUUAUAUUUGUUUCAGAAUGGAACGUACCAGUACUACUAAGGCUGUCCAACAAAUAUCAAGUAGAAAGCCUUACCAAAGCUUGCUGUAGCUAUUUAGAAACGACAAAUCUAGAGUAAGUUUUAAUCAUUUUAUUAAUUUGUAUGUACCAUUUUUGUUGUUUUUACACUAAUCAGUCAACUUAUUGAUACUUAUAAAUGUCUAAAACAAGUUUUUCUAUGAUAUAAUUACCUUAUUAUAUAUAUAAUUACACUAAUAUUUUCAGAAAUGUAAAGCCUGACCAAGUGUUAACCCUACUAAUCUCUGCUCACGACCACCACCUUCCCAAGAGUACCAUUAGUCCCAUCAUCCUCCGGCUAGCCCAAGAAUCUCGAACCGUAUACACGCGACUCCGUUUGAAUCGCUUUCUUCCCGCCAACCUCUACACGGCGGUCAUCGCGACAAACAUGAACCUGACAACGCUGGGUUCGGUCGCUAAAAUGAACGGUCACUUCUUCCGAAUCGACCGCAACUCCAUCUCCUACAAGAAGGCGUUGUGCUCGAUGUGCAAGAAGAUCGUGGACUCGGCUGAGUGCGAGGGAUGUAAACUGACAUUGUGCCAGAACCAUUGGCAGACAGCCGGCUGUCACAACGAAUUCGGGAAGAAGAUGUUGGCACAGUUAAAGGAACAACUGGUCGACGUUGAGUUAGACUAUUGA